Molecule: messenger RNA, 1557 nt
Organism: Oikopleura dioica
Lineage: Eukaryota; Metazoa; Chordata; Appendicularia; Copelata; Oikopleuridae
Source: the annotation of a GenBank genome assembly
AUGGGUUUAUUUGGAAUUUUUUCGUAUUUUGCCAAAAUCGACAAGGAUGGAUCUGGAUAUCUAGAGCUGAAUGAGAUUGAAGACCUCGCUCGUGAAAUUUUCGGCGCCGAAAAAAAACAAGAAGUCAACGAAUACGUCGGUCGAGUUUUUAAAGAAUACGACGCUGAUAAUUCUGGAGAGCUGAGCUAUGAAGAGGCUCGAAAUUUCAUCAAGGGUAUCUACACAUAUUUCGAAAAGGCCGGAAACCUAACGGAGGAAGAAAGAGCAAAGUUGUUUGGAAUCAUUGAACAGACAGAAGAACAAGUGGAAGUACCACAGCACGAGUUAUCAAAUGCGCCUGUAGCUGUAUCGGAGUCAACAGUGCAAGAAGUGGUCGCGCCGGUAGAAAUUCCCAUUCCUCCAAAGGUUGAAUUGCCACCACCACCGCCACCUGCAGAACCUGAGCCAGUCAAACCCGCUCCUGUCGAAAACAAGCCAGUUGAAAUCAAAGUGGAAAUUCCACCAGUUGUCGUUCCUGAACCAAGUGAAGAGGUUAAAAAGUUACUUGAAGAAGGACCAAAAUUGGGGGCGAAUGGAGAGCUUCUUGGUCCUGAUGGAAAGCCGAUUCUUGGGCCAAAUGGCGAGCUUUUAGGCGCGGAUGGAAAACCGCUUCUUGGACCAAAUGGAGAAAUCCUCGGCCCUGAUGGAAAACCUCUUCUCGGCAAAUUUGGCGAAUUACUGGGUCCAGAUGGAAAAUCUCUUCUUGGAAAAUUUGGUCAUCUUCUUGCGCCACCAGAUGGACGAGCGCUUUUGGGCAAAUUUGGAGAAAUUCUUGGCGCAGAUGGUAAUGCGAUUUUGGGACCAAGUGGUGAAAUUUUGGGAGAAAAUGGAUGUGCGCUGCUUGGACCGAUUGGAGAACUCCUUGGUCCCGAUGGAAAGCCGCUUUUGGGGAAAUUUGGACAGUUGCUUGGUCCGGGAGGAGUGAGUCUUUUGGGACCGAAUGGAGAGAUUCUUGCGCCAGGAGGAGUCGCCCUUUUGGGUCAAUUCCAGCAUAUUCUUGGCCAGGACGGAAAUGCUAUUCUUGGCAAAUUUGGUCAAAUUCUUGAUGCCGCUGGUGCCUCCCGUAUUGGUGAAUUUUCGCAACUCCUUGGCCCCGAUGGUAAGUCUCUUCGUGGAAGAUUUGGGGAGCUUCUUGGUGCUGACGGACGACCGCUUCUUGGACCCAACGGAGAACUUAUUGGUGCUGACGGACGACCGCUUCUUGGACCAAAUGGCGAACUUAUUGGUCUUGAUGGUCAACCUCUUCGUGGACCAAAUGGAGAGCUCCUCGGUCCUGGUGGAAAACCUCUUGUUAUGAGAACCGCAGCAGUUGCACCAAAAGUCGAAGCGAAAGUCAGUUCCGCGGCGCCACAAGCCGCUAGUCAAAGUCCCGCUUCUACCACGAAUACAGCCCCGAAAGAAACACCAGCAGCUCCAGCAGCAACUACUGCCCCAGCUGUUUCUUCAACGACUUCCGAUCAGAGCUAUUCUCUUCCACAAAAACAGGAAAUUUUCGAAAAUUCUUCAGAUCAUUAUUGA